This is a messenger RNA of Cannabis sativa, 6207 nucleotides long. RefSeq lists its product as uncharacterized. NCBI's taxonomy places the organism in Eukaryota, Viridiplantae, Streptophyta, Magnoliopsida, Rosales, Cannabaceae. The transcript is spliced from 36 exons. The record is from RefSeq and is a predicted model, not a curated record. Gene Ontology annotation, molecular function: RNA binding; tRNA (guanine) methyltransferase activity. Gene Ontology annotation, biological process: tRNA methylation. Bases 118 to 5646 code for a protein of 1842 amino acids.
AAAAUAACUUUGAGGGUUUAUGCAUGAUUUAGGGUUUAAGAGUCUUGUCUGAAAGACAAACACGGUUAUUGCUUUCCCGCUCUUUGACCAGAACACACAGAGAAGGAAGCUCAGAUUAUGGCGAUAAACGACAACAUUGCCACCGUUUCUCUAAUUAAUUCUCUAUGUAAUAGCUUCCGCCAAGUACCUCCGGCUGCUGUUCCGGCAGUUCUGGAUUGUGUUCUUGCUUCUACUGGGUUAUCUCCGUCGUCUCUUUUCGCUGCUCUUAUUGACAAUUCUCCAGAUAUCGAUAAGGACGAAAAAAAUGGCGACAACUUGGAUUUUGAUCAGUGUAACUACCUGGCUUCGUUUGUCAGCGCGCUUUGCCACCUUCUAAAGAAACUUGGCUCUGAUCACAAUGCCUUAAAGGUAUUCAUCUGGAGGAGUUUCCUUCCAUUGGUUAAUGCCCUACAUAGUUUCAACCGUGAAUUGCUUAACCAGGUUGUAGAAACAUUUGUUUAUAUUGUGGUUGAGACAAACAGCUGGAUGGUUGUACAGGCAGACUUGGUUCCAUUUUUAUUAAGAUCACUAUAUCAUUCUUUGCAUAUACUUCAAAAUGAAGAAUUAGAAAACAUGGAGUGGGAUUUGUUCCCUAGCUAUGUUUUGAGUUGUUUAGGGCUGGAUAAAGAGCGAAUUUGGCAUCCGAAUCGGUCAAUUCCACCGCCUAUUUCAUGUUACAUUCUUUCUGUAAUGCUUGAUGCUGCACUUUCAAACCAGCAAACAGCUGUAACGUCAGAACUAGGGGUGGCAAAUGAGUGUGUUGAUGCUUUACAUUUUGCUGGUAAUUUGAUUUGGAGUCUUUGUAGCAUGGCUGAACAUAUGCUUUCACAAAGUUUGGAGCAUCGCGCUUGCACCAUUAGCUUUCUUCUCCCUAUUGUUUCCAAAGCAUUUGCCUCUUACCACUCCUUUGAAGUUGUGAUUCAAGGCAAGAAGCUUUUGUUUUCCCGGAAUGAUUUCUUUGUGAAAAUUUGGAAAUGCUGUAGAACACUAUUUUCUCUUGGACCUAUAGAGAGAAGAGAUGCCUAUAGUGUACUGUCUCUGUAUUUGUCUUUCUUGCCUUGUACAGACAAAUUGGAAGAUGGUGACAUCAGGAGUGAUAAAGGCGAAGUAUUGGAUAUAAGAGCUGAAGAAGACUUUUGGAAUGAAAUCAAAAGAGGCUUGGUUGAUAAAGAGAGCUUUGUGAGGAAGCAGUCAUUACAUAUGCUCAAGAAAGCAGUGGGAAUGAACAAUAGCAGCCAGUCCUCCAGUGUUUCAGAGAUUACAUCACAUAACAAACAAUCAGCACCACAGGGCAUGACAAAGAGAGAGCUGUGGGCUGAAAUGGAAGCACAGUCAUUGGGUCUAGGGAGAAUUCAUAAUUCAGUUGAACCGGAUUUAAACAGUCAGCAGAAGUGGGAGGCGUUUGUCCUACUAUAUGAAAUGCUUGAAGAGUAUGGUACUCACUUGGUUGAAGCAGCUUGGAAUCAUCAGGUAUCCUUGUUGCUCCAAUCUUCUACCUCUCAUGUAGAUUUUGCAAGCACUAAUGGAGGAAAAAAUGAAAACCAUCUUGAAAUUUCAGGUGAAAUCUGUAAAUGGUUAGCGAUUUUGUGGGAACGAGGACUCCAACAUGAUAAUCCACAAGUUAGGUGCUUGAUCAUGCAGUCAAUUUUAAGCAUUAAAUGGAGGGAUAAUGGAAAUUCUGCAAACUCAGUGCCUGAAACUUUUAUUCUUGGCUCAUUCCUACAAGCAUUGAAUGAUCCUGUGCACCACAAGGAGUUUGGUGUAAAAGGAGUGUACUCAUCAAAGACAAUGGAAGGUGCUGCUGAGUUCUUAAGCCAAUAUGCUAGCUGCCUUAGUUCAAGGAAAUGGAUUGUUUUCCUGAUCAAUUUAGCAUCUGCGACAAAGCAGCAGUCAUUUAGUAGAGCUGGGUUGAUGGGCCUUGCUGAAUGCAUUGCUGCAGUUGCUAGCAGAGUUACACAUGAUAAUGAAAGUGAAGCAGAAAGAGAUGAUAUGUUUGCUGAAAUGGCACAUCUGGAAUGUAACUCGGAGAGUUUUCUUCAAAAUGACAAAAUUGUUUUACUGAAUGCUUUGCGGUUUACCAUUGAAAGCAGCAAACAACACUUCAAUCCUAAUUAUCGCCUUCGAGUUUGUGAGAAAGUCCUUGAAGCUGGUGCUUCUGUUGUGUGUACAUUUGACGUGCCUCUUGAAAUACUAUUGCACUUUAUUUCAACUGUGCCACGAGAUUUUACUGAUUAUGGUGGCUCUUUAAGAGUCAAAGUACAAGAAUGGCUUAUGGGGUGCAGAAGGAAGCAUUGCAGAGUCAACUGUUCCAGUACUGAGUUUAAGUUUCUGAAGAGCCUCCAUGACUUCCCCAGCAGGUUUACAAGUCCUCACUAUAAAAAUAAUUCAUUUUCUACUUAUGGCGAUGAAGACUUAGAUGCAUGGGAAUCUGAAGCAAAGAGAUGGGCAAGGGUACUUUUUCUAGCAAUCAAGGAGGAGUGUCAUUUGAUGCCCAUAUGGAUGUUUAUUCAAAAUCAUGGUACUAAUAUCUGCAGUCAAAAUGAAAAUUUGGAGUAUCUACCUAUUAAGUUUCUCAUCCUUACCUUGAGCUUGGUUCUGGAGCUUCAGAUAAUGCAAGACAGGACUACUGAAUUUGGAAUCAAGUUUAGAACCAGAGCAGAAUUUUUUUCACGCGAGACAAUUAAUAAGCUGGGUUAUGCAGAGUCUGCUGCUUUAUAUAAGAAGUUUACCAAUGUUUUCCAUUCUAUCAUGGAAGAGUUGGUCUCAUAUGCAACCUUGUCUUCUUCAAUAUUCUCUUCUAGCAUUAAGAUGGAGAGUAACAUCCCCAGUUCUGUGAAAGGAAAACUUGGGGGCCCAAGUCAACGCCGAUUAUCAUCUUCCACUACCACUGUGGUGCUUCAAGCUAUAACAUCCAUGAAGACUGUUGCACUUGUAUCAUCCUGGUGUGCACAGUUUGAAAGUGAUUAUCCUUUAGAUUUUGCUUUCAAGUUUUUAUGGAGUUUCUUUCAGAGCACUAUUUCAUCUCCAGCUUGUGAUUCAGAGACUGGAGCAGAAAUUUGUCUUGCAGCAUAUGAAGCAUUAACUUUUGCCCUCAGAGCUUUAGUGUCUGUGUUUUCCACUCAAACUUUGGAUUUUAUCAGAGAAAAUGACAAGUUGCUGUCAAAAUUAGAUGGCAAAGCUAUGCUCAAUUUUUUGGUUCUUUCUUUUCUUGAGAAUAUCAAUGAUCUUAUCGGUGUUGGAGUUUUGGUGCGAACAAGACGUGCAGUUCUAAUGAAUUGGAAGUGGCUUUGCCUAGAAUCUUUGUUAUCUAUUCCUGGCUAUGCUAUUAAGCAUGGGCUUAAUAUAGAGGACAUCAAGCCUUUGUUCUCGGAUGCUGCUCUGAGACGGAUUUUUAAUGAUAUUGUUGAAAACCUUGAAAAUGCAGGCGAAGGUUCCGUUUUACCUAUACUGAGAUCAGUAAGAUUAGCUUUGGGCCUCCUUGCAGAAGGAAAGUCAGGUCCACUUGUCUCCUCUUGCAAUGGAAUUGAAGCUCAGAUGAUUUGGAAUUUGGUUCGCUCUUCCUGGAUACUGCAUGUCAGCUGCAACAAGCGUAAGGUUGCACCCAUUGCUGCACUCUUAUCUUCUGUUCUGCAUUCCGCCCUGUUUACUGAUGAAAGCAUGCAUAUGUCUGAGAAUGCAUCUGGACCUCUCAAGUGGUUCAUUGAAAAAAUUCUUGAGGAAGGUACAAAAAGCCCUCGUACAAUUCGUCUUGCAGCACUACACUUAUCAGGAAUGUGGUUGUCAAACCCGGAGUUUAUAAAGUACUACAUGAAGGACUUGAAACUUCUCUCACUCUAUGGUUCUGUUGCAUUUGAUGAGGAUUUUGAAGCUGAGAUAGCUGAUAAUCAUGAUACAAGGAUUGAACUCUCCUUGUUGGCAAAAAGCCCUGAUUCUGAACUGACUGAGGCUUUUAUCAACACCGAGUUGUAUGCACGGGUGUCUGUUGCUGUAUUGUUUUCCAAAUUAGCUGAUUCAGCUGAGAUGGUUGGAUUGGGAAAAGAAAAUGAAGAUGGGCUUGCUGCUUUGGAAUCUGGAAAAUUGUUUCUGCUUGAGCUUCUUGAUGCUGCGGUAAAUGACAAUGACCUUUCAAAAGAGUUGUAUAAGAAGUACAGCGCUAUUCAUAGACGUAAAAUACGCGCCUGGCAAAUGAUAUGUGUUUUGUCACGUUUUGUUUGUCAAGAUAUUGUUGGGCAAGUCACAAAUUACUUGCAUAUAUCCCUCACCAGAAACAACUUACCUGCAGUUCGCCAGUACUUGGAGACAUUUGCCAUUAACAUAUAUUUGAAGUUCCCAUUGUUGGUUGAAGAGCAAAUAGUCCCUGUAUUACGGAAUUACGACAUGAGACCACAGGCGCUGUCUUCUUAUAUAUUUAUAGCAGCAAAUGUCAUCAUCCACGCAUCUGAAGCUGUUCAGUCCAAGCAUUUGGACAUAUUACUUCCUCCCAUAGUUCCAUUGUUAACCUCACAUCACCAUAGCUUACGUGGUUUCACCCAGUUACUAGUAUACCAAGUUCUUUUCAAAUUCUUUCCCGCAGCUGAUUUAAAAGCUACUGUAACCAUGCCUCUAGAAAAGAGGUGCUUUGAGGAUUUGAAAACUUACCUUGCAAAAAACUCUGACUGUACACGCUUACGAGCAUCAAUGGAAGGAUAUCUUGAUGCCUAUAAUCCUACUGUUUCUGUCAUGCCUGCUGGAAUUUUCGUCAAUCGAGUUGAGGAGCUGGAGUUUGAAUGUGUUCCGAAAUCCCUCAUGGAAGAAGUGCUCGCCUUUCUGAACGAUGUCAGGGAAGACCUUAGGUCCUCAAUGGCAAAGGAUUUGGUGACUAUCAAGAAUGAGAGUUUAAGAAGUGGUAAAGAUCAAAACUGUGUGGAUGUAUCUGCUAAUGAUAGCCAACAGAACUCGAUAAUUUCACAACAUAAGGAUGCGUUGUUGGAUUUCCAGAAAAAGAUCACUCUUUCUAAACAUGAGAAACAAGACAAUGAUAUUAAUUCCUUAUUGGGCCACAAGGAAAGUUACAGACAACUUGCAGAGAUUGAAAAGGAAGACCAGCUUCUUGAUCAUUUGUUGCAGUCUACAAGUCUAGCAAUGGAACAAGUUAGAACCAGUCGUCAACAAUGUAUUUUGGUAGCAUCACUGAUUGAUCGCAUACCUAACCUUGCCGGAUUAGCACGGACAUGUGAGGUGUUCAAGGCAUUAGGUUUAGCUGUGGCAGAUGCAAGCAUUUUAAAUGAUAAGCAGUUCCAACUCAUCAGUGUGACAGCUGACAAGUGGGUUCCUAUCAUUGAGGUCCCAGUGGAUAGCAUGAAGGUUUUCCUUGAGAAAAAGAAGAGAGAAGGCUACUCCAUUUUGGGACUGGAACAAACUGCAAAUAGCAUACAGCUUGAUCAUUACACAUUUCCUAAGAAGAUGGUACUUGUUCUUGGGCGUGAAAAGGAGGGAAUUCCUGUGGAUAUUAUACAUAUUCUAGAUGCUUGCAUUGAGAUCCCACAGUUAGGGGUAGUGAGAUCUCUCAAUGUACAUGUCAGUGGUGCCAUUGCUCUUUGGGAGUAUACUCGACAGCAGAGAUCUUGAUUACUAUACCAUUGAACACGAACUUGUCGUCUGUAGCACAGGUAGUCUUGCAGAUUGCCGAAGGCGGUGAGAGUACUGAAGGAGCUCAGCUCUCCUGUUAAUGAAUCUUUUACCUUUAGCACCAUGUCCACAAUGAAUUACCGCUCUUUUGAUGGUGUGAUGAACAUGGUGGUGGUGGUGGUGGUGAUGGUGAUGAUGAUUGGCUGCUAUUCUCCUCGGCUUCUCUACAUAUCGGGUCACUAUCACCGCAUUCCCUUUUCUGAUUGUUGCCUGCAAAUUAAAAUGAUCACCUUUGUGAAUUUAUGAGAGAGAGGGAGAGGGAGAGGGAGAUAGAAAGAGAGAGAUGAUAUUACCAUCGUAGUUUUGAACGUUGUGGAAAAAAGGGAAAGGAUAAGGAGCUAUGAUGUUGGAGAACAGAAAUGUAAAUUCUGAGAUUGAUUAUGGUUAGUGUAUAAAUGUAUGUAACAAGGUGGCCAAGAAGAUGCAAGUCCAACCUGAAAGGCCAAUACGCCCCUUUGGUUGCAACGAAACUUAUUAAUCCAUUGUUCAUUGUUCAACAAA